AUGGGCCGUGCGCUCGAGUUCGAGCACGGACGGAGCGUUGUUCGUCAUGAGCUCUUCCAGGAGGCGAUGGGCGUGAUGAACCGGCUUGGUGAAGAACUCGUGGGUGUCGACGCGCGCCUCAUGGCCGAGAGUCUUCGGUUGGCGGAGGAGCGGCACAAGUUGAAGGUGGCCAUCAACCUCGGGCGUCACCAGCGCGAGCUUGAUAACGCGAAGGCUGAAGCUUCUCUCGCGACCUCGCGUGAAGCCUGCUCCCGAGCCCUGGAAGAGGCCCGAGAAGCCGACCGCCGCCGCAAGGCCGCGGAGAAGCGCGCCAAGGCUCACGAGGAGGUUGAUCGCUGGGUGGCCAAGGUUUGCGCGGGUCUUGAGGGUAGGCAUGACCUGAAGCUGCAGCUUGCGGAGACGGAGGCUGCAGGUAGGGCCGCUGCCCUUAGGCCCAGGCUAGCUGAGGUAGAGAGGCGCGAGGGGGCCACGGUAGCCGCUUUGGUCACGGCGCAGGCGGAACUGGCCUCCGCCCACGCCGAGCUGCUCUCUCUUCAGAAGCGGGUUGCUGACGCCGAGGCCAUCGCGUGGCAGAACAGGGAGGAAGUGCUUCAGCAGCAGACAUUGGAGCACGAGCACGCCCCCAUGCUGCAGGGUCUCAGGAACAGGGCCAACACCGCGCUGGGGCAUAUCUGCGACGAGAAUGCCCCUCAUCCCCAUACGGACGACUAUGCCAGUCAUCUUCGCUUCUUCACUGAAGUGGUGACGCGCCUGGAGAACCGUUCCGAGAGGGCUCGCCAGCUUGUCGAAGAGAGGAGUCGCAGCUUGCUCGGGCACGCGUUCUCCCAUGUCUUCAGCCAUCUCCAGAACACCUACCAGGACAUUGACUUUGAUGCCGCCAUCGCUCCAGUUCCGCACGCCAUCCGGGGGUACUGCACUCCUGAUGAAGCAAUUCAUGGAAAGGAAACGAAGAAUGAGCGCAAGGCUGAAGCAUCUGCUCAGGCUACUGAAGAACGUGCCAACACUGCUGAUGAAAAUCAGGCCGCUGAAGAAAAUGAAAGCACAAGGGCUGAUGAAGACAUUCUAGCCGGUGAAGAAUCAGCCAGGGCAACCUCUAGUGUUGCACCUGAAGAACAAGCCAGGCCAGCUGAAGCAUCUUCUGCUGCGCCUGAAGACACUGACAAUGCCAGGAUUCCUUCGUCCUCGGUCCAAACAGAAGAAAUUCACACGGGCUCUAAAGAACCUCAAGCUUCUCUUCUUACCAUCCCUGAAGAAGUUCCAGCCACUAGUGUUGAUGUACAUGUUGUUGAAGAAAAGGAGACCCAGGCUGUUACUGAUGACAUUGCAACUGAAAUUCCUCAGCCUGCAGCUCUAGAGACUGUGAUUCAAGAGGUUGUGAAGACUUUGACUGACACUCCUCAGCCCAAAGCCGAAGAAUCCCUUCUCCAAGAAACAGAAGUUCAAAGCUGA
Molecule: messenger RNA, 1449 nt
Organism: Aegilops tauschii subsp. strangulata
Lineage: Eukaryota; Viridiplantae; Streptophyta; Magnoliopsida; Poales; Poaceae
Source: RefSeq, a predicted model, not a curated record